AUGCACCGUCAGUCUAUUGCGCGGCUGGCUCGCCAGUCCGGGGCGUUCCCGCUGGCGGAAUUGCCCCCUCCAUACCUUGCGCCCUCGCUCCAUUUCCCCCUGAAUCGGCUAUCUGUCCAGAGCUCGAACUUUUCGUCCACCGCAGCGACCACAAAGAAUUACACCAAGGACCGUGAUCUGAACAAGUCUCGUGGUGUAUCCGCUAUCCACCGUACCGGACCCAGGUUCAGACUUGGAGUGUCGAAAUACCCAUUGCCCACGCCUGUUGCCCCCGAGAAGCUUGAGAAACGCGAUGCGACCCCGAACCAUGGCCUUUGGGGCUUCUUCCCGCCGGACCACACUGCGCUGAGCACACCGAGCUACGACGUUGCUCACGGCCGAUCCUGGUCGAUCCAAGAACUCCGUGAAAAGUCCUGGGAAGACCUCCACAGCCUUUGGUGGAUCUGUCUCAAGGAACGCAAUCGCAUAGCCACAUCCAGCAUGGAACGGAAACGCUUGAAGGCCGGUUACGGAAAAUGGGAGGCCCAGCAACGAGCGGCAGUAAUCCGUGUUACACAGAAGGGAAUCCAGCACGUUCUCAGAGAGAGGUGGUAUGCUUGGGAAGAUGCCCGGAGGCUCUACAAAUCGGGGUACCGACCCCAGGAUGCCAACGAGGAGGUAAUCGACGAGACUGUUGAGGAGAGCCAAGAGGGGCCAGUUGACAGGGCAUGA
Molecule: messenger RNA, 711 nt
Organism: Aspergillus calidoustus
Lineage: Eukaryota; Fungi; Ascomycota; Eurotiomycetes; Eurotiales; Aspergillaceae
Source: the annotation of a GenBank genome assembly